CUCAGUGCGCGGAAUCAUUUGUACAAAAAUACAAAAUUCCCGGAGUUAUUGGAUGCAUUGACGGAACACAUUUUGGGCUACAAAAACCAACUCACAACGAGCACAUGUUUUUCAACUGUAAUGGAUAUCACAGCAUCAAUUCUAUGAUAAUUUGUGACCAUGAAUACAGGAUAUUGGCCAUUGAUUCAAAAUAUGGUGGAGCCGCUCAUGACUCUUUUGUGUGGAAGCAUUCAGCACAAAGGCAAUUUUUGGAAGAGCAAUAUAAUCUUAACAAUUUGAAGAACGCUUGGCUUUUAGGAGAUUCGGGAUAUCUUUUAGAGCCAUGGUGUUUAACGCCUUACAGAAAUCCUGAAGAAGACUCAAAUCGAGCGCGAUUCAAUGAGGUUCAUGCAAAAGCUAGGUGUAUUGUUGAAAGAACAAUAGGAAUUCUUAAAGGUCGCUUGAAAAUCCUCAGCAAUGACAAGAGAAGUCGUUAUAGGCCAGAAAAAAUAGCGAAGUUCGGCAGUGUGUGUGCAGCGUUGCAUAACGUAUGCAUACAAUUUAAAGAUCCGUCAUAUUGCAGAUAUAACGUAUGCGAAAAUAUUGAAACAGAAGUGGAUAUUGGAAACGAAACUCAUUUAACGAAAAUCGGCCAAAAAAUAAGAGAUCAAAUAAUGCUCUCGUUAUCGAAUACUAUUUAGUUAUAACACUAUACACAAGAGUUCAUUCAAUACUUUAUUUAUUUCUAAAGAAAGGAAAAUAAAAUUAAUU
Messenger RNA from Rhagoletis pomonella (apple maggot), 750 nucleotides. RefSeq names its product putative nuclease HARBI1. NCBI's taxonomy places the organism in Eukaryota, Metazoa, Arthropoda, Insecta, Diptera, Tephritidae. The record is from RefSeq and is a predicted model, not a curated record. The coding region runs from base 105 to 680 and encodes 191 amino acids. The transcript has 4 exons.